GAUUAGUCAACAAUCGGCAUGGCGACCUGUCAGUAGUUGCGUUCUGCAAAACGUUGACUUAGUUGACGCCAACAUACUUAGCAAAAGUAAACGUACAAUCCUUUUUGAAUCUUGAUUCUCAAUCUGAUACAUGAGCUUCAAAUCAAUAGCAUUGACAGCUUUUCCUUGAUCUUAUUUCCUUUUUUCCACUCAAAAGAAAAACUGAAAAAGGAAGUAAAUUCAACUCAUUUGAAAACAUGGCUGUAGCAGAGCUGUUUCUUUCAGCAUUUCUCACUGUGUUGUUUGAGAAAUUAGCUUCUGGAGAGCUUUUGAACUUUGCAAGAAAAGGAGGAAUCCAUUUUCAGCUUAAGAAAUGGAGUAGAAUAUUGUCCAAAAUUCUGGCAGCUCUUGCUGAUGCUGAGGAGAAGCAAAUCACUGAUAGAGCUGUCAAGUUGUGGCUUGAAGAUCUCAGGGACUUGGCCUAUGACUUGGAUGAUGUUCUUGAUGAGGUUUCCACUGAGAUAUUGCGGCGCAAAAUUAUGGCAGAAUUUAAUUCCAAGAAAAGUAAGGUACUAAAACUGACCCCAACUUGCUGUACCAGUUUCACUCCUAGUACUGUGAAGUUUAACCAUAGUUUAGAGUCCAAGCUAGGGGAGAUCAACUCUAGAUUACUAGAGAUCUCACAGCAGAAAAGUGAUCUAGGCUUGAGUGAAAAUAAUGGGGGGAGGUUUAAGUUGAAUAGAAUGAGAGAAAGGACGCCUACAACUUCCUUAGUGGAUGAGUCUAAAGUUUAUGGUCGUGAAAAUGAUAAGCAAGCCAUUCUUGAUUUAUUGCUAUGUAAUCAGGGAAAUUGUGAUCUUGAAGCUUGUAUCAUCCCAAUUCUUGGAAUGGGUGGUGUUGGGAAGACCACCCUUGCUCAACUUGCAUACAAUGAUACCAAAAUUGAUAAUUGCUUUGAUUUGAAGAUCUGGGUCUGUGUAUCUGAGGUUUUCGAUGUAUUAGGUAUAACCAAAUUAAUAUUUGAGUCUGUGGCACCUGAAAGUAGAGAAAUUAGGGGCUUGAAUAUGCUUCAAGUGGAUCUAAAGGAGAAACUUUCUAAGAACAAGUUUCUUCUUGUACUGGAUGAUGUGUGGAAUGAGAACUACGAAAAGUGGGAUCUCCUUCUGUGUCCCUUGCGAGUUGGAUUGCCUGGAAGUAAAAUUGUUGUCACGACUCGCAAUGAGGGUGUUGCAUCAGUUAUGAGUUCCGUCCCUCCUUAUCGUUUGAAGGAGUUAGGAAGUGAUGAUUGCCUAUCAUUACUCUGUCAGCAUGCUUUGGGUUCAAUAAAUUUCGAUGCACGGCUGGACUUGAGAAUGAUUGGUGAGAGACUGGUGAGGAAAUGUAAAGGCUUGCCUUUGGCUACAAAGACUCUCGGUGGUCUUUUGCGCACAAAAUCAAGUCCAAAGGAGUGGGAAGAUAUACAAAAUAGCAAGAUAUGGGAUUUACCUGAGGAAAAAAGUGACAUUCUUCCUGUUUUACGAUUGAGCUAUUAUCAUCUCCCUUCUCAUUUGAAGCCCUUGUUUGCAUACUGCUCCAUAUUUCCGAAGGAUUAUGAAUUUGAUAAGGACGAGCUUAUUUUGUUGUGGAUGGGGGAAGGAUUCUUGCAGGAAUCAGAAGGAAAGAAAGAGCUUGAAGAAUUGGGUGAUGAAUGCUUUAAUGAGCUGCUAUCGAGGUCAUUUUUCCAGCAUUCUAGUGGUAAUGAAUCAAGAUUCAUGAUGCAUGAUCUAAUAAAUGAUUUAGCCGAGUUUGUUGCUGGAGACAUAUGCUUUAGGUUGGAUGAAGAAUCAGAAGGUACAAAAAGGACGACAAUUUCUCAAAAGGCGAGACAUUCAUCUUAUGUUCGUCGGCAGUAUGAAAUUUAUAAGAAGUUCAGGUCUCUCCAUGCUGUUCAAGGUCUAAGGACCUUUUUACCUUUAGAGGUUCACAAGUUAGAGGGUUGGCAGAAGUCCUACAUAUCAAAAGGCUUAUUGGAUUUUCUACCUAGACUACACGCCUUGAGAGUUUUGUCAUUAAGUGGUUAUUGCAUUGGUGAGCUACCAAACUCCAUUGGUGAUUUGAAGCAUUUGCGGUUCCUUGACUUAUCCAAGACAUCAAUUAAGCAGCUACCAGAUUCAAUUUGUUCUCUCUAUAAUCUACAGUCCCUUUUGCUGUAUGGUUGCUACAGACUCACUAAGUUACCAGUAGCGUUAGGAAAUCUAAUUAACCUCAGACAUCUUAACAAUGCUGACACCGAGCAAUUACAAGAGAUGCCCACAGGAAUCUAUAAGUUGACAAGUCUGCAGACUCUCCGUAAAAUGGUAUUAGGCAAAAGUAAUAGCUUGAAGUUGUGGGAGCUAAGAAGCCUGUCAAACCUCCAAGGAACGCUUGCCAUUACGGAGUUGCAGAGUGUCACUGAUGCCAAGGAUGCAAGGGAAGCUGAUUUAGCUUCUACAAAAGGCAUUGAUGAACUGGUGAUGGAAUUCAACAGAUGUUUUGAUGGUUCAAGGGAUGCAAGAAUUGAGAAGGAGGUUCUUGAACUAUUACAACUUCAUGGGAAAUUGGGAAGGCUCAGUAUACUGUUUUAUGGGGGAAUGGAAUUUCCAAGUUGGAUCGGCCCGGCCUUGCUUAAAAGCUUAAAAGUUUUGACGUUAGGUGGUUGUAGAAGCUUCACCUUGCCGGCUCUUGGGCAGCUGCCGGUUCUUGCAGAAUUGUAUGUUCACGACAUGCCAUGUGUGAAAAGGUUAGGUACUGAGUUUUGUGGAGAUGAGCAUCCCCUAAAUUUGGUCUUUCCAUCACUAGAAGUUCUGAGGUUUGAGAACUUGCCGGAAUGGGACGAAUGGUAUGUUUCACUCAGCAAUGCAUUUCCUCGUCUCCGUGAGCUUAGCAUAAGUAAUUGUCCCAAAUUGAUUACAAUUUCCCUUCCUAAUAUUCCAGUACUUCACGAGCUGAAUUUUGAUGAGUGUAAUGCAGAAGUUCUUAGAAGCAUUUUUGGCAUCUUUUCAGUAAAUGUCCUGAAAAUUCGAUGUGUUUCAGGACUCAGUCAACUAUCUGAAGAAUUCACACAGUAUUUGGGGUCACUUGAAGAUUUGGAUAUAAAUGAGUGUGGGGAACUGACAUCAUUGUGGGAUGAUAAAUCUGCAAGGGAACAUCUCAGUAGUCUGAAAAAUCUGGGAAUUUCUUGUUGUCCCCAACUGAAGUGCUUGUCGCUAGAAGAUAAUGCAUUGCCUCAAACACUUGAAUCUUUGUCCAUACAUGAUUGCUCUAACUUUGAGAAGCUUAGCAGUGGAUUUGACAAUGCAUUAUCUCUUGGACAGUUGCACAUUAUGUCAUGCCCUAAAAUUGUGUCACUUGGUGCUGCUGAGCUUUCUAGCAUGCUUAGACGAGUUGAAAUUGCACGGUGUGAUACUUUGGAGACCUUGCAUCAUGAGAGCCAUUGUCUUGAGGAGCUCGAGAUUGAAGGCUGUCCCUCACUUAGGUCCAUCUCUAUUGACAGACUGCUAAGUACUCUUAAGGUACUCCAAAUUAAUAAUUGUAGGGAGCUAACUUCAGUUUCAGAUACAUUGCUACAGGGAAGCAGUGGUAUCGAACAUCUCAGGAUUUCUAAUUGGCCAAAAUUCACCAUCUUACUGAGAUCUGCACAAAGCAUGUCAACUUUAUUUUCAUGUCUCGUCGAGUUGCGCAUAAUUAAUUGUGAUACUCUAGACUCCUUCCCACAAGGUUGCUUGCCUUCACACAAUCUGAGAAGCCUUUCAAUCUGGAGCUGCAGAAACCUCCAGAAACUGCCUGAUCAAAUUGGAAGGCUUACUUCGCUAGAGUCCUUGAUGUUGCACGAUUGUCCUAGUCUCGAGUCGUUCCCUGAGCAGGAGUUGCCUGUCAACUUAACUUCACUUUGGGUCAGCAGCUGUCACACACUCAAACCUCUAUCAGAAUGGGGUCUGCACAAACUGACCACCCUCCAAAAGUUGACAAUCAAUGAUGGAUUCGCGGAUCUCGUUUCAUUUCCCGAUGAUUGAUUGCUUCCAUCCAGUUUAAACUCACUUUUGCUUGCUAGACUCUGCAAUCUUGAAUCUCUUUCCAAGGGACUCGUAAAUCUGUUUUCUCUAGAGCAUCUGGUAAUAAGGGACUGCACCAAGCUUCGUUACUUGCCUAAUCAAGAGUUGCUUGAUACAAUAUCAUAUCUGGAAAUUCGAGGCUCACCACUUCUAAAACAAAGGUGCUUGAGGGAAAAAGGAGAAUACUGGUUGAAGAUAGCAAACAUUCCAUGCGUACUUAUUGAUGGUACUCUGCUUCAUGAACAGAAUUCAUAGCUGUCUAUUUCACGUCUUUACAUGAAUUCUCUAAUUGUUGGUAUGUCAUGUGUCUUUCAUAUUAUCACUUUGCAUACAAGCGACUAUUCUUGUAUUCAUUAACUUUUCAUUUCGGUUUAGUGUUAUGAUAAUAAUAAAGCACAUUAAACACAU
Lycium ferocissimum is the source of this 4457-nucleotide messenger RNA. Its product is annotated as putative disease resistance RPP13-like protein 1. The transcript has a single exon. Gene Ontology annotation, biological process: defense response to other organism. The record is from RefSeq and is a predicted model, not a curated record. Bases 237 to 4010 code for a protein of 1257 amino acids. Gene Ontology annotation, molecular function: ADP binding. Lineage: Eukaryota; Viridiplantae; Streptophyta; Magnoliopsida; Solanales; Solanaceae.